AUGACAGACUUCCACAUGAAAAACCUGCUGAUGACUGUUCUGAACCUUUUCUUUGGUGGGACUGAAACUGUGAGCACCACUCUACGGCACGGGUUCCUCAUACUUCUAAAAUAUCCCGAGAUAGAAGGUGCAAACCAAAAUGAGCCUUCACUGGGAGAUUUAAUUCAAGGACAUUAAUACAUCUAAGACGUUUCAGUGAAAAAAAAACUCAAAUGAGAAUUACCAACUAGUGUUAUCAUUCGACAGUAGAGUAUAAGUUCCACAAUCACUCACAGGUUUGGAAAUAAAACAACCUUUACUUGUUGCUUUACAGCCAAGUUGCAUGAAGAAAUAGACCAUGUGAUUGGACAGAACCGCAGCCCAACCAUGGAGGAUCGGAGCCAAAUGCCGUAUACCGAUGCUGUGAUCCAUGAAAUCCAGAGAUUUAGUGAUGUUUUCCCGAUUAAUGUUCCUCACUCGGUCACACAAGAUACUAAGUUCAGAGGAUACGAUAUACCCAAGGUAUGGAGAGAAAAACACUCGACCGUCUAUAGAAUGUCAGAUUAUUACUUUCAUCAUAGAUAAUUGUAUUUACACAUUAUACUACCUACUCAAACUUUCCACUCAUCCUCUAACCAUUGGGGAAUGAAUAUUAUUAAGUUCUAGAGAGUAGUAUUUUACCCCUGCAUUAAUGUGCAUUAGACCUCCAGAGUAAGAGUAGCAAGUAAACUUUUGGAUCUGUCUGUAGAGCAGGACUUGACAUUUUGAGAUUUAAACUCUAGUAAACGUCUGUACUUAUAUAGUGAAGGUAUUUACCCAUCUCUGAAUCCAGCCAAGUAAGACAUUGUAACUGCACACACAUUCCAGGCAUGUUCGUUGGUAUAUUAGCUACCUUGGCAAACACUGUGUUUACAGAAAAUUAUUUGUGAAUUGAACAGGUUUCAUCAUGCCAUCCCACCCUUAAAAUAUUUUAAUAUUUCAACUAUUUGUGUUGGUAUUUGCAAAUUAUAAAUCAAAGUCAAACAGCAGCAUCUGAGGAGAUGCACUUAGAAUUCUGCGUAAAGUCAAUUCGCACACGCAAGAACAUUUUUGUUUUGUAUUUGUGUGAAUAUAACAGCACUGAUAGAACUAAUGAGAAGAAAACUCAAAACAAAUGAGGGCAAAUGAUGGUUGCACCAACUCUAACAAUUGUCCACAAAAAUUUGACUGUGCAUUAACUUAUUCCCACCUCCUCGAUAUUAAUGCAACGAGUAACUAUGUAUAUGUCUGCUCAAAAUUCUAAAUACACAUAGGUGAAAGUUUAUAUUUAAAGAUCAGUCUGGGCACCUGCCAAUAAUAUCCUCAAGGCUGACUUAGUAUUUUAUUCAUCUUAUAUGAUUAUAUUUUUCCCACAGCAUGUCCCUGUUCACAGUAUUUAUUAUUUUUCUCCUCUCUUAUCAUCCAUCCCACCCCAACAGGGCACUGACGUUUACCCAUUACUUUGUACCGUUCUUCGAGACCCCAAACAGUUCGCCACUCCCAACAAGUUCAACCCGAACCACUUUCUGGAUGAACGUGGGCACUUCAAGAACAACGAGGCUUCCAUGCCAUUCUCUACAGGUAACGGCCAAAUAAUGUAACUACAUAAUAAUAAAAUAAAUAGUAUAAAAUAAUAAUACUUACAUUAUAAGAACAUAAAAACAUAAGACUUUAACUUUUAUUAUCAACUCCAUAUCCUUCCAAAAGGUUACACCAGCAAUAACACAAAACAUAAUGUCAAUAUGUACAUAGAAUAAUUAAAUAACAAGAUUAAACAAGACUUUGAAUACACACGAUAUGCUAAGCUCUUCACUACAAACUAGAGUAUUAAACUCAGAGAAUUGUAAUAUGAAAAAUUGAUUUGAAAGCAAAUAUUAUUGUCAACAUUUUGUGCACUUUCUAAAGAAAAAAACAUAUACACCAGAAAGAUAAAUUAUAUUGUCAAUUGUGUGAUAGAAUAACAAGCAAGAUUUUAAAAAUAAUGCUUUGAUUUUCACGACCUUAAUAUUAGUUUAAAGGACCACUAUAGUGCCAGGAAAACAUACUCGUUUUCCUGCCACUACAGUGCCCUGAGGGUGCCCCCACCCUCAGGGAACCCCUCCCGUCUGGCUCUGGGGAGAGGAAAGGGUUAAAAUUUGCCUUUUUUUUUUCCAGCGCUGGGUGGGGAUCUCUCUUCCUCCUCUCCGCCUCCGAUCCUCCUCUUUGGCUGAAUGCGCAUGCGCGGCAUGAGCUGUGCGCGCAUUCAGCCAGUCUCAUAGGAAAGCAUUUCCAAUGCUUUCCUAUGGACGCUUGCGUCUUCUCACUGUGAUUUUCACAGUGAGAAGCACGCAAACGCCUCUAGUGGCUGUCAAUGAGACAGCCACUAGAGGAUUUGGAGGCUAGAUUAACCCAUUUAUAAACAUAGCAGUUUCCCUGAAACUGCUAUGUUUAUAUAAAAAAGGGGUUAAUCCUAGAGGGACCUGGCACCCAGACCACUUCAUUAAGCUGAAGUGGUCUGGGUGCCUAGAGUGGUCCUUUAAGAAUACUAGGGAAUGGUGCCUAUCCCUUCCUCAAUCCAUUGGUCCAAACUCCAUAAUAAGACAACUAGGCGAUGCACAAUACCAGUCCUCAUGAGGCCAGAGAGAAAUCCCCAUCCUUCUGUUAAUGAUACUGAAGGAAACUCAGUUUACCCCCCCUUACCAAAAAGAGGACACACAGAUACUCAAUACACUUAAUUCCUAUGAGUUUCGAGGUACUAUUCCACCAAAACCCCCAACAUUUAAAUUACUCACUUCGCUCACCUCACCAGUAAUAAAGAUUAGGGAGGAAUGGGGGGGGGGGAGGGUGGCGCAAUAUAAAACAAGAACACUGUAGCUAGAAUAUAUGUCAUACUUAUCUAUCAAAGUCUGGCUUAAAGAUCUUCUAUUUUCUUUUACUAUACAAAAAGAAUAUUGUAACCUAAAGCAACUCUAAUGAAAACAAAAUAUAAACCAAUUGCAAAAAAAAAGGAAUUGGGAAAAUGUAAAAAUGUAUUCAAAUUCUUGAGGGUUCAAACUUUAUAUAGUCAUAAAACCUGACUUAAUAAGAUUUUAUAAGGAAUUCUAAUGACCACAUUGCCCUCUAUAUUCCAAAUGAGAGUGGGAGGGAGGAGGGGGAGGGAAACAUUGCUGGUAUUUUAUCUACUUCUUCUAUGGGACCACAAGUUUUAAAAAUAUUUUUUUUUUUGGGUGUUUUUUUUCUAAUUUGAUUAUUGUUAUUGUUUUUGUAAUUUUAGAACCACAGUGCAUUGCUCUAGUCAAUGAGUAGCACUGACAGGGUUAAAUGAAACAUCGCUAAAUAAAAAAUAGCUAAAAUUAAAAAUGGUUCAUUGGAAGAUAGACAGACAGAACAGAAACAGACAGACAUUUUUUCUUCUGUGUUCAGAUUAUUAAAUGCCCAUUAUUGUAUUAUUUUCUUUCUCCAGGGAAGCGGAUCUGCCUGGGGGAGGGUUUAGCACGGAUGGAGCUCUUCCUCUUCCUGACCACCAUCUUGCAGAACUUCAAACUGUCCUCAAAAACACAAUUCACUGAGUCUGACAUCAGCCCUAAAAUGAAUGGAUUCACAAAUUACCCAGUUCCGUAUCAGCUCUCAUUCAUUCCCCGUUAG
This is a messenger RNA of Pelobates cultripes (western spadefoot toad), 3621 nucleotides long. Lineage: Eukaryota; Metazoa; Chordata; Amphibia; Anura; Pelobatidae. The record is from the annotation of a GenBank genome assembly.